Copidosoma floridanum is the source of this 1149-nucleotide messenger RNA. RefSeq lists its product as uncharacterized. NCBI's taxonomy places the organism in Eukaryota, Metazoa, Arthropoda, Insecta, Hymenoptera, Encyrtidae. Gene Ontology annotation, cellular component: nucleoplasm. The record is from RefSeq and is a predicted model, not a curated record.
UCUUUCUUACACCUAUGUAUAUACCCAUGAGAAUUUCGCGCAUCCGUCCUAUAGGUGUUACUGGCCCAGCCCAGCCCAGACCUGCACCGAGUCCAGGUUUUCAGACGUCGCAGACGGCGAAGAGCGGAUCUUCUUCUGGAGAUACAACACAACCCAACCCAUGCAUCAAUGUAACAGAAUCUCUCGAUGUCGAGUAACGAGGCUCGCAGUAGCCCGGGUAACCAAGGAUUGCCUCGAUAGAUUAUAAAGAGAAAAAGCAGUUUCUGCAGUCGAGAGAACAGAGCCGUGUGUUGUGUCGUGUGUGCUUGCAUGAGUUAUGAGGACGGAAUGCCCGCGGGCGGUAACAGUCGUUUCCGUAAUUACUCAGCGCGGGUCUCUGAACGUCAACAGCUCGCGCUGAUCAUGCAGAUGACGUCCCAGGAGAUGACAUCAGGUUCAUCAAAUAGAUCUGAAAGUACAAUACCUUUGAGCAAUGUCAGAUCAUCACCCUUGCAACAUCAAAAGAAUUCAAAGAAUCGUUGGUCAAACAAAAAUGCUGAGCUACUGGAUGUAAAUACUUCUUACAACCGGCAAGAUGAUCGCUUACGUCUUGCUAAUGGCUGUGAUUCUAAGGAUAGGAGUGAGUUCGCAGGCUCGAAUUCGCCAGACGAAGUGAGGACUGCUAGCGAAGCCGAGAGCCCCCGGGCUGCUGGCUCGCCUGCCGAGUGCGCUGCAACCGCCACUUCCACCAGCACUAGUGCCAGUGGUAGCAGCGUUGAAGCAGUAGUCGAAGAGCAUCAGCUACAGGACCAACAGCAGCAACAGUCUCAGGAACAGCAACACCUCGAGUCCUAUGAGAUGCGUAGGACACCGCCACAGAGCAAAGUGGAUAGGCAAGCUAGUGGUCAGCAGCAACAACAGCAGCAAUCUGGAGGAGGUGGAAGUAACGCUGGAAACAAUAGCGGAGGUAAUUCGGCUCGGCUCCGGCUGAAUCAGGUGCGAGCCACGAGGGAUGAGAAGAAGGGGACAAGCGCCCCAGGGACAAACAUUGCUGGCACUGCCACUACAGCCGCUGGUCAAGCCAGCAGCAGUAGUUGCAGCAACGCAUCGUCGCGCCAAGCUGCAGCAAUUUCUACUGCUGCCGCUUCUGGGUCCACGUCUCUGUUGUAG